AUGGCUUCCCAACCAUUCCAAUGGCACUAUGCUGAGUUCGAAGACGGAAACUACGAAAUCCAUGGCUAUGCUUUUUUCUUCAUCCUCUUUCUCAUCGUCGUAAUUCUCUUACUUACCAUUCUUAUCCUCUACACUCGUUGCAUAUGCCAUUGUCAAGGCCGGCCCGGGGUUGCUCGUCCCUCUCACGCGCCGCAGUCACUACUUUCUCAUCGAGGUCUGGACCCAACUUGUAGCAGUAAAUUGCCGAUCACCUUAUACGGAACUAACAUUGCUGAAGCAGAGGAAGAAGCAGAGUGUUGUAUAUGUUUAGGUGUUUUUCAAGAUGGCGAUAAACUGAAAAUUUUGCCGGUUUGUCACCAUUGUUUUCAUUCGGAAUGUGUGGAUAAGUGGCUCACAACUCGGUCUACUUGCCCGCUCUGUCGUGCUCAACUCCGAUUCGACUCACUUGUUUGA
Molecule: messenger RNA, 453 nt
Organism: Solanum verrucosum
Lineage: Eukaryota; Viridiplantae; Streptophyta; Magnoliopsida; Solanales; Solanaceae
Product: RING-H2 finger protein ATL66-like
Exons: 1
Coding region: 1-453 (150 amino acids)
Source: RefSeq, a predicted model, not a curated record